Messenger RNA from Oncorhynchus tshawytscha (Chinook salmon), 1988 nucleotides. RefSeq names its product transcription factor 24-like. Gene Ontology annotation, biological process: developmental process; regulation of transcription by RNA polymerase II. The record is from RefSeq and is a predicted model, not a curated record. Lineage: Eukaryota; Metazoa; Chordata; Actinopteri; Salmoniformes; Salmonidae. Gene Ontology annotation, molecular function: protein dimerization activity; DNA-binding transcription factor activity, RNA polymerase II-specific; RNA polymerase II transcription regulatory region sequence-specific DNA binding. The transcript has 3 exons. Bases 789 to 1334 code for a protein of 181 amino acids.
UGUUUAAUGGAAAUUAUGUGGAAAUGUAAUGGAAAUUGUGACCUGCAACUCAAGGCACUCUGGCAAUUAGUCAAUUUUGCAUAUCACCUUAACCCUAGUCUUCUUGUCAUCAUGGUCUGUUGCAACCAUUGGAGUCUGCAACAAGUAUUAGUACCAAAAUAUUAGGGACUGUUUAUUUGGGCAGGUACCUGAUAUAGGCCUCUUGUAGCCUAUGACAGAGCACUUGGGUAGGAAGGCAGGUAGGCUAAGGCAUAUAAUCAGUUCAUUACCCAUAUGAUGUUAAUAACACAGAUGUCCCCUCUUUAUUGAUGUGACCAAAGGCUAUGACAAAAAUACAUGGUUUGGGGAGAAGUACCGUCCCCCAAAAUGAGUUUGCUAGAAGAAAAACGUCUCCGGCGUUGAAAAGAGGUCUCUCCACUCUCCCCUUCGACAGAAACAUGUUGCGAAAGGGAAAAGAACAGUAAGUCUCUCCCACUGGCAGGGAGUCUUAAGGGCUUGUGAUUAAUUACUCUGGAGUGAAAAAGUUGUCAGCUCUUUGUGUAUGCAAUAAAUUAGAGGCUCCUCAGGUGAGCGCUACGUACGUGGACAUCCCCACUGCGCACCUUCUUCCACGACCGCGCCUCUUUAUAAAGAUUAUCCGGACUUGGAGCGGCACGACAACUUUUCUCCAUCUCGUAUUGGAGCAGCAGUGGAGUCUGUGGUGCACUAUAGAUUCUCUUCGCAUUGCCUUUAUGUCGUUACUCAAGACAAAGCUUUUGGGUAAAUUUGAAGGUUAAUAAGUGCUCCCUAUGGUUGGAAGACAGACGAUCCGCAUGGAUAGUGGAAAUGGCCCAGUGACAGUUAUGGAUGAGAGUCCCACAUCUAGCCCCAGCCCCAGUCCUGACAUGCUGACCACCGACAGUCGGCGUCCAGAGGCCCUGCAGCUCUCCAGGGUGGUCCAGGCCGGUGGGCUCUGUGGCAGAGGACGGCCGGCAGCAACCAACGCAGCGCGGGAGAGGAGUCGAGUGCAGACCCUGAGAAGCGCGUUCCUUGAGUUACAGAGGACUCUGCCGUCGGUGCCACCCGACACCAAACUGUCCAAGCUCGACGUGUUGAUUUUGGCCACCACGUACAUUGCCCAUCUGACUCAGACCUUGCAAGAGGAAGGGAUGGAUGAGGGAGAUAGCACUAGACAAACAGAGGCCUUACGCUCGCUAAAAGGUGAUGGUUACCUGCACCCUGUGAAAAAGUGGCCGAUGCGAUCCAGGUUAUACGUCGGAGCCAGCGGUCAGUUUCUGAACAAUUCAAAACAGACAGAAAAUCGAGGUGAAUCAUCGUCAACCUCAAGGACAUAAAUCUUUCCAUUGCAUAAGGAACUUCUCAUUCAGACGACCAUUAAUUAUGAAGACUCUUUCAGCAGAAUCCACCCAUGAGGACUUUUGAAAUGAAUAGCAGACCGUGGUUCGUCGCCUGACAUUAUACUUUUUAUUCAUCAAACAAUUGAAGUAUCUGCUUUUGACGUGUCAUAUCAUGUAAAGGGGGCAGUCACGAGACAGUCAACUCUUUCAAUUGUAGGAAACACAUUGUAAAUUAAUAUAUUAUGGGAUUUAUGGAUAUAACAUUUGAGAAAGCCUAAAUAGUGUUUCUCUGUUGUUAUUUUGGCCUUGCUCUGCUCUGUUUUCUGCAGUUAUGUACUUGUUGGAGGUAUUACCGUGUAUACUUUUAUUUUAAAUUCCAUGGGUAAUGAUCUUUCGGGCUUGACUUGUUGGCUAUGCACUUUCAGUUAAAACAUUUGCACUAAAUGCAUGUGUGAAUAACUUAACAUCUGUCAUGUGAAGUGGUCUGUCAGAAUCUCAACAAUGGUAGGAGCCUCUUCAUCUCCCCUUCUUUCUUACGGGAAUGGUUGUAAAUGUGUUUGUUGAGAAUGGCUUGAGAAAUAAAAAGAAUGACAUGUCUCCCACUCCGUAGGUUGUAAAUACGUUUACUGAGAUGUAUUAGUUGUAAGUGAA